Daucus carota subsp. sativus is the source of this 1908-nucleotide messenger RNA. Its product is annotated as WRKY transcription factor 72A. Gene Ontology annotation, molecular function: sequence-specific DNA binding; DNA-binding transcription factor activity. The record is from RefSeq and is a predicted model, not a curated record. The coding region runs from base 180 to 1799 and encodes 539 amino acids. Gene Ontology annotation, biological process: regulation of DNA-templated transcription. The transcript has 4 exons. NCBI's taxonomy places the organism in Eukaryota, Viridiplantae, Streptophyta, Magnoliopsida, Apiales, Apiaceae.
AAAAUAUAAAGAUAAAAAAUUCUGAUUUCUUAGAAGGGGAAAAAAAAGUCAAACCACUGGAUUCCUCGUUAUAUAUGUGUACAUACACACAGACAUCUAACAUACAUCCUCCCGAACGUCGUCUAGGAAGGCCUAUAAAAAUUUAUAUAUGCAGCAGCUGCUCAUACAGCUUGUAAUCCAUGGCCAGUAAUCAAGAAAUAUGCUCCAACACUAAGGGAGAGACUAAUCUAUCACUAGAGGCAUCCAAGAACAAACUGAAGAACAGACCGGGAGAAUUAGCUGAAAUGGAUCAAGUUAGAGAAGAAAACGGAAGGCUAAAACUUGUAUUGUCGAAUAUAAUGAAAGAUUACAAGACUCUGCAACAGCAAAUCGAUAAUAUUACUAGGACGGAUCAUCAUCAGCAACAAGAAGAAGAUAAUCGCUCAUGCGAUGACAAAGAUGCAGCUGAUUCUUCACAGGAAGAAGAUGAUCAUGAUGAGCUGGUGAGUCUCAGCCUUGGCAGAUCGUCGUCAUUAGAAGCUAAAAAUAAGGAUCUAGCUGUUCACAAAGUUAUCAAAAAAGACGAAGACGGUGAUGAUGAUAUGGAACGUGGACUUGCUCUGAGGUUGGAUGGAAGAUCGUAUGAUUUCUCUGGCGAUGAUGAGAUUGCUUCUGGAGUCUCGAGGAAUCAAAGCUCCAGAGAAGUCGAAGGGGAUGGCGCGAGUGAUCAAACGACGAGGUAUCCAAGGAAAGAUUCAAAGACGAUGUCGACAAGUGGGGAUGAUGAAAAUGUUUUGCAGCAAAGUCCUGCAAAGAAAGCUAGGGUUUCCGUGCGAGCUAUCUGCAGUGGCCCAACGAUGAAUGAUGGGUGUCAAUGGAGGAAAUAUGGACAGAAAAAAGCAAAAGGAAAUCCAUGCCCUCGAGCCUAUUACCGCUGCACCAUGUCGCCCUCAUGCCCGGUCAGAAAACAUGUGCAAAGAUGUCAUGAAAACAUGUCCGUUCUCAUAACAACCUACGAAGGAACACACAACCACCAACUUCCACCUGCAGCCACCGCAAUGGCAUCCACUACAAGCGCAGCCGUUUCCAUGCUCAAAGCCUCCUCCUCAACCUCCACCUCACAACCAAGCUUCAGCUUCCCCUCCACCACUUCCACCACCAUUAACAACACCCCUCCAUUCUAUUUCCCAAACACAACCCUUUCCACAUUACAAUCACAUCCCACAAUCACUCUAGACCUCACCACGCCAUCCGCCUCCUCUCGUUACAACAACUACUCAUCAACCUUUUUCCCAACUCCUCAACCAAUAGCCUAUUCCCCUCCUGCAUGUCUCAACUUCUCCGCCCCUUCCUUGUCUUCAUCUCCGUCUUUCGAGCACUGGAGAAACCACAAUGUGCAAUCAUCUCCAUCGACUUUUAGUACCACACAACUGCCAUUGCCAUCUAAGACACCUUUUUAUCAACCUUACAGCUAUUCCAUACCUAAUAAAAACACCUCUGAUCAAACUCAACAUCAACCUCAGUUUUCCACAGAGAAAAUUGCAGCUGCAACAAAGGAAAUCACGUCGAACCCGAGUUUUCAAUCUGCCUUGGCGGCUGCCAUUUCGUCUAUAGUUGGAAGGGGUACUGGUGGCUUUGCAGGAAGCAUGGAAUCGCAUUCAGGUGCUGCGUCUGCUUCAAGUCUAUUGAAUGCUAUAUCAACAGCAGAGUCUUCAAUUUCUGAGCAAGGUGAGAAGAACCUGAGGUUUGAGUUAUCACCAUUGGCUUCAAGUAAAGGACCUCUAGCUGGUUUUACCCACCAAGGAGAACAUAACAAGUGAUGUAUUUGAGAUUGUGUAAAAGAUUUGGACUAUUUUUUACUAUUAAAAAUAUUCGUCGUCGUUGUAUAUUCCUAGAAAAAGAUUAUUUGAUAAUUUAGAUUUUUAUUAU